UCAUUACUCUUGUUUCAACGAAGAUAAUAAACCACGAUGUAUCAUUAUUUGUGAUUAUGAUGUGUGACAACUCGUUAUCAGUUGUUAAACAACUUCGCCGCUGAUGUAAAGAAGAUUAAGAUUUAUUACUUGAAAAUUUCAACGACAUUGUUCAAUCCGUGUACGUUUAUUAAUUGUCGCUCUCAAACAAUAUUAUGCAACGUUCGUUUUGAUUAUUUUUAUAAUUGCUAUGUUGCGAUUUAUAUAUAUGUAAUUUUUAGACGAAGUUUUUUCACUACGUUAAUUAGUUAAAUCUCUUUAACGAGUUAAAUAAUUUUUACGUUUCAUACAUUAAAAAUAACAUGUUGUCAAAAAAAUGUUUGAAGUUAGUAGCAUGCAUACUACUACUUGUGUUCAUCAUAUUGAGUCUACCAGAAUUGUGUAACAGUCACAGCCAUCAUAAAGACAAUCAUGCCAAAUCUCUUCCCACUAAUGAUACUGUAGGUUGGAUGUGGAUAAAAGCAUUAUCUUCUACAGUUGCAAUUAGCAUAUUUCCAUUUUUUGUUCUUUACUUUAUACCCAUUGAUCACAAAGAUGAUCACCAAUCUCUCUUAAAAAUUCUCCUAAGUUUUGCAUCUGGAGGACUUCUAGGUGAUGCGUUUCUACAUUUAAUACCACAUUCACUUUCCCCACUAGAAAGUCACGAAACUCAUGGCCAUGAACAUGAACAUUCCUGUCAGACACAUUCUCAUGAAGCUGUUCAUGACCAUAGUAAUGAGACACGAGUUGGUUUAUGGAUUUUAGGAGGAAUUUUAAUGUUUUUAUUUGUUGAAAAAAUGGUUAGAGCAUUGAAAGGAGGACAUAGUCAUUCACAUUCACAUCCUAAAGAAAAAUUGAGUGAUGAUGAAGAUGAAAGUAGUCAUGAUAAUCAUGAAUUAUCUGCACAAAAUUUAUCAGUAGCUGGAUGGUUAAAUGUUGUAGCUGAUUUUACUCACAAUUUCACUGAUGGACUAGCUAUCGGAGCAGCUUAUUUAGCUGGCCAAAAUAUUGGGUUAGUCACAACUAUUACUGUACUACUUCAUGAAAUACCCCAUGAAAUUGGAGAUUAUGCAAUCUUAAUUAAAGAAGGCAGUACAAAAAAAAAUGCUAUGAAAUGUCAAUUAGUAACUGCUUUGGGAGCUAUAUGUGGCACUCUUGUUUCAUUGACAUUGGGGAAAGAGAGUGAAGCUGCUAAUUCUUGGGUAUUACCAUUUACAGCUGGUGGUUUUAUUUACAUAGCUACAGUUAAUGUUAUCCCAAGUCUUUUAGAAGAUACUAAUUUUAAACAAUCAAUUAAAGAAAUUGCUGCACUUCUUGUUGGAGUUUACUUAAUGGUUCUUGUUGCUGAUUAUGAAUAGAUAUUUAUUAUCUUAUUAAUAUGUCUCUCACUAUUAUUUUCUUUAAGUAUAAAAUAUAAAUAAAUCAAUUAAAUUAAAUUAAAUUUUUAAUUAAAAUUAAUAAUUCAUUGAAAUAGUUGUUACAAAAAAUUUGUUUUCAUAUCAAUAUAUCAGCUAUGAAAAUUUUUUUAUUAAUACCAAAAUUCUAUUUUUUUUAAUACUCCAUCUAUAUCUCUAAAAUGUAAAUAGUUAAUACUAAUGAAGAUUUACUAGGUAUCUUUAUAUUUUGUAUUACAAACUCUAAAAAAAUAAAUACAUCAAAUUGUUCAAUUAUGCUUGACUGUACAUUAUAAUGAAAAUAAGAAAGUUAAAUAACAACAUUAGUUUAGCAUAAAUUUAUAAGGCUAAGAAAUGUUUAGUGUUUAAUAACUAAUUUAUACAUAAUUAGUUAUUAUAUUCGAUUUAUAAAGGGUAUAUGAUAUUAGUUACCGGAUUGCUCAAAUAUUCUAGAUCAAAUAUUUUUGUAAAAAUAUAUUUACCUACAAAACUGAGCAUAUAAUUAAUGCUGUAGAAUAAAAAUUAUUCUAUUUUGAUCAUAAUUGUUAAUCAAUUCGACAUACGAUACAAUUGUAUGUCAUCCUACCAUCAAAAUUAUACAUAUAUUCCAUAUUAUAUUAUUAAAUUAAUUUGUUAAUUUUUUAUAAUUUGUUUCAUUAUUAAUUUAUAUUUAAUAAUAAAUAAAUUAUUUUGAUA
This is a messenger RNA of Daktulosphaira vitifoliae (grape phylloxera), 2108 nucleotides long. It is a transcript of the gene Catsup, whose product is annotated as protein catecholamines up. Gene Ontology annotation, molecular function: zinc ion transmembrane transporter activity. Bases 342 to 1376 code for a protein of 344 amino acids. The record is from RefSeq and is a predicted model, not a curated record. NCBI's taxonomy places the organism in Eukaryota, Metazoa, Arthropoda, Insecta, Hemiptera, Phylloxeridae. Gene Ontology annotation, biological process: zinc ion transmembrane transport; intracellular zinc ion homeostasis. The transcript is spliced from 4 exons. Gene Ontology annotation, cellular component: membrane.